AAAAGGGAAGGUGAUGGACAUAGAGAACUCAGUUUCAAAAGCAAGUAAGUAAAAUUGAGUAUUAAACCUUAGUUCUAGAAUAUGUGUAAUCACUUUCAACAUACCUUUACUGAUGGGCAAUACAAAAAAAUGGUUUAAUAUUAGCACACAUAUAUAUUUAAAAGAGGUUUUAAAUUAUAUUUUUGACAAUAAUACUUGUAAAAUAGAGGAAAGCAUAGCAUAUAGGUUUAGACAUCUGGGCCAGAGCUUCCUAGUUGAUACAUAGUUUCUUUGCUGAAGCAACAGCCUUCAUGAACUCUGCUUUAGCUUGUGUCAUUAACACUACUAGUUCAAUGUGUCCUUUUGCAGUCUGUGAGGCAGUAUCUGUGUCUUUGAUAACAAUAAUGUGAACUUAUCACAGCAUUACUUAUGAAGCAGCAUCAUGACCAAGAUAGAUCGCACUCUCUGCACAGACCAAUAAUGAUAAAUGAAAGAUAACAGCCAGUGAAAAACAAGGUACAUAAAGGGACACUGAACAACAUGAAGAUGAGGCACAAUAGUAGAACGUAAAGCAAUGGAUGAAGGUAUGAAGAGAUGUUGAUACUAUAAACAGUGUAAGAUAGAGUCGUUACAUUAAGGUUAACAUGACAGUAUUGCCACAGAGUUGAGAAUAGUAAGUCAGGGUUAGUAUUUUGUGAACAGAUAUGUUUUCAGAUGGCAUUUGAAUGUAGCCUUAGUGGCUAAUGUGAUGUGGAAGAGAGUUCCAUUGCUUAGCAGCACAGAAGGAAAACCUCUGUUGUCAGUACGUGACUGUCUUUGUGGGAGGAAAUGAAUGUGGGAGUCUGAUGAGGAGCAAAGGUUUUGGGCGGAGGUGUGGACAGACAAGAUUUAAGUAAAGUAGUGAAGGCUCCUAGCCUUCAAAGAAUCCACAGUAUAGAGUUGGGAGCUUUUAGCUUUAACUUGUAGCCAAUGAAGAGAGUGAAGAAGUAGUGUGACACAUUCACAUUUGUGAGUCUGGAAAACUAGACGACCAGCUGAGUUCUGGACUUUCUGAUGCUUUUCAAUGAGGUAUGUAGACAGCCUGGUAGUUGUCCAAGAAACUGAGUCUUUGCAGUUGAUGAUAUUCAAACAAAAGAACUUUACUUACAGUUUAUACAAAAGGUCUACUCACAGUGACACAUGCUGAGACUAACCUAGCAGCAACUCCUGCCACUUCAAUGGCGACAUGUGCUUCACAACUCUGAUCACAGCAACACUCACUGACUAAAGGCGACACAAGCCUGUGAAAACAAGUUGUCAACAAGACAGGAGAAUGACCAGUGUUGACAGAAGAUAGGAAAGAUAAAGCUUUAGUAUGACAGGGAAAUGUUCGUUCAGAAGAAUAUAGAUGAAAGGGCCAGGUAAGGGAGAAAACGGAAAAGUAUAAGAGAAAUGAGUGGGCUAGCUUAAUCACCUAGCCAGAGAGAGGCUAGGACGAGAAGCCAGGCCUACUAAAUGGAUGAUACAUAUGGUAAUACUGGCUUUCUGUGAGUUGUUGUUUUUUUGGCAUGGUUUUUGUGAGAGCGUGAAUUGGGUAAUUGCUAAAGAAGAAAAUUACUGGCCAGUCGAUGAGGGUAAGGGGGUCGCAUCUGAUAUAUAUUCUAUUCACACUUUGAAGUUUCGAACCUUUGGGGUUAUUAUUCCUGCAAAAUAAGCGAUCUGAAUUUUCAUGCUGACGGGUUUCAUGGUUUUCUGUCCCGAAAUCACAGACUGGAUGGUAACAAACAACGAUGUUAAAAGGGAAGCCCUCCUAUGCUCGUGAUGAAGAAAUCUAUCUUCACUCCUUUGUCCACCAAAUCACAUCAAGAAUAUGAAUGCGUGUUCGAGUUUCGCGCAAUGUGUUUUGGUCAUCAUAAACACUAUAUUUGCGGUCUUCGGGAUCGUUUUCUUGAUCGUCGGGUGCAUGGUACGUUUCGGUUCGAGCCUUCUUGACGACCGUCUUCAGACCCUGUACGCUGUCGUCCAAGAGUAUUUUGAGAAAUCAGGCUCAACAUCCAGCUUGUCCGACUUCAACAUCGGUGACUUUCUGCAGAGUGCUACUCUUGCAUUUAUUCUCAUCGGUGUUUUCUUUUUCAUCAUUGGCAUGUUGGGCUGUCUUGGAGCUUGCUGUAAAAUCAGAUGGUGCCUAAUUGUGUAUCUAGUAAUACUUGGAAUUAUCAUCGCAGGAGAGGUGACAUUUAUCAUUCUCGUCUACACCAUAGAUGGUAAGAUACAAGAAACCAUGAGAACACCUCUUUACGAUUCUCUUCGUGAUGACUAUAAAGGAAUCAACAGCUCUGAGGCUGUCUCUGUUGGAUGGAACUUUGCUAUGGUAACGUUCAAGUGUUGCGGAGUUACAAACUACACAGAUUUUGAGAAAGCGAGUAAAUGGCAGAGGAAUUACACUGUUAACGGACAGACCUUUCAUCUUCAAGUGCCGAUCGCAUGCUGCAAAAGCAACUCGUCGUUUCCUAACGUGCAGCUUCCAGACGAUUUCUCAUGUGCCGUGUCCCCCACGACAGCCACUGCUAACAUUGACAAAGGUUGCUACGAUGCCUUGGUUGAUUUCAUCCUUGAUCACAUAAACAUUCUUAUUGCUGUUGGAGCCUCUGUUGGAGCUGUUGAGAUUCUGAUGUUCAUCUUUGCCAUCUGCGUACUCUGUGCUGCCCAGAAAGAUGACGAUGUAAAAGACUUUUAAAACAAAAGGAAAACUUUUUUUGACUGAGGACAGUUAAAAAACAAAUAAUUCCAAUGCACUUUUUUAAAAACCUUUUAUGUCUUUAGGAAACGCCUCUCCCAAUAAUUGGACUUUUAUUAUUAUCAAUAAUUGUAAAUGGAAAACGUGCACAAUAAAUAUUUGCUUGUUCAAAAUGUU
This is a messenger RNA of Pomacea canaliculata, 2872 nucleotides long. RefSeq names its product tetraspanin-1-like. Bases 1829 to 2695 code for a protein of 288 amino acids. Gene Ontology annotation, cellular component: membrane. The transcript has 9 exons. NCBI's taxonomy places the organism in Eukaryota, Metazoa, Mollusca, Gastropoda, Architaenioglossa, Ampullariidae. The record is from RefSeq and is a predicted model, not a curated record.